Messenger RNA from [Torrubiella] hemipterigena, 6286 nucleotides. The record is from the annotation of a GenBank genome assembly. Lineage: Eukaryota; Fungi; Ascomycota; Sordariomycetes; Hypocreales; Clavicipitaceae.
UCUUGCUUAACGCCUGGAUCGCAGCAGCCAGACCCGCUCGAAUCGGCAGGGAGUGUUCCUAUAGGUUUUUAUGUUAGUUUCAUAAUGACCCUUGUAGUUCAUACACGGUUGCUUACCAAAGUUUGGCCCAGGGUAUUCAUUCAAGCGGACCAUGCGGACCUUGUAAGUCGACUGGUACUGGUAAAUCUGGGUCCACUGCUCAGGCUUAAGAGCACUAGCAUGGCCAGUCUCAUAUUCGUAAGAAACGCUGCCAACGAGGACGAUAGAUCCAAAAUUUCCACGGUCAGAAGAGGCUGCAAGAGUGGGCAAUGUACCACCAGUCUUAGGAAUCAUGACAGCCUCCCAUGGGAUACCGUAGGCAUCAAGGCCGGUACUGGUACUCUUAACAUCGAUAUCAUCUCUUCCGAUGAUGAGAACUUUGCUAUCAACUGUCAAAGCAUGGACGACGCCGGUCAAGAGGGACAGGGUGGAGAGCACGCCCACGAGCGAGGAGGAUGGUCUGCAACGCAUGUUGGUUUCGCAAUGCAAGAUUCGCGACAAAGUUUGAAGACAGGCCGAGAAGACAGGUUGAAGAAAUCAAAAGCAACAAGGGCAGACUAAGAGAGAAACGAGGCUUUAUUAAGGACAUGCGAGUGGCUUGGCGGUCGAGCAUGCUGUGUGUCCUCAAAGCCCCAAUGAUACUCUUGGCGAACAAUGGUUGCACUGCGCGCCGAGGCGACACUGACCAACAACUUGACUCUAGUCGAUCAAGAGAAAAUGCGACAGUCACACUCUGCACCCUCAGCCUUCGGCAUUCUAGAUGCCGUGAGCUUAUCCUUUAGCGAUAGCUCUGUCUAUGCUGCUGCACUCAGACAAGCUCAUGGGUAGCUGAAGACCCGUCACCAUAUCUCACACAACAUCUUCGGUAUUGCAGCCUCGAAACUAAGUAAUACGAGAUUUUAGCGCAAGAACAUCAUGAGGUGACCUCAUUUCAGAGUUUUAUCCGAGGAGUAAAUCAAAUAAAUAGAAAUAAACAGGAUUUUCUGCUUGUUUUGAAGAUAUUGACGCCACACGAGAUCUGGUGUGCGGCUGUUGACCGAGCGGCGCCUGUUGGUCUACUCGCUAUUGUCGGGAUCGCCAUCCUUUCGAAUACGUAGCUACUUCUUUUUUGAGCCAACUGGGUAAGCUGUUCUGGUUCAUGCUGUAACGUCAAGAACCCUUUCCUGGAUGAAAAACGACAAUCGGGGGCGCAUGGGAUGUCUGAGGUUGGGGAUUCCAGCCUCUGGUGAGACAGCAGCAUCCAGACUACCAUUAAUAAUGGCGGCCUUUUUCGCGCUUUAUGAAACAUAAAUAGCUGUUCCUGCCGUAACACGGUGUCAAACCAGGACUAGGGUUGUUAUCGAGGCGAGAAAUGCGACGUUGCACGUUGCCCGCUUCGUUCAAGUCGCGGCUAAAGUGGGCCAGAGUAUGAGUGACAGAACGUCACUCAGCAACGUUUGGUUGCCAGAUGGCUUUUAAACCAACCCUCUUAUUGCCAGCAGCAGCUCUUUCACUACCAUCAGCCAACGAUAGGGUGCCUAUAUGCGGUGUAGCGCAGCUACCUGAUGAGCGGCGGACAGGGAAUUGGCCUUAUAUCGCACAGUUGGCCACGCUCAGCCUCCAAGAUUGAUCCGAUGGGAGGCUCGUUCGAAUCCAGGUUCAUAUGAAAUACAUCCCGAUUAAAGUGGUGCCAUAUUUCUACCGUGGCGUAAAGCUUGAGCUGGGCAGAUUUCGAGAUCAGCUAUUCCCAUGGCUGGCAUACUCGUCUCGACGCAACAUCGUAGGCCGACAUCGAGAGCCUUUACUACGUUUUCAAACUGCGUAAUAUACCAUAAAACUUUGUUUCCAAUGUGAUCGGGCAGACUUAAAAGCCGAGCAAUACAUUGUCGCGCAGGUGAUGGCGAUGCUAUUGUCGAUCAGGCUGUCGUUAUGGAGCGCCCUAAUCGGCAACGUUGCACUUCACUCGGAAACCGGUACCGCGUCGUACAAGUCAUAAAUAGUCACAGGAUAUGCAUAUACAUGUUACAGCAAGCGCUGAGCUCGGAGCGCUGCGACAAUCACAUCGCCAAGUGCAAAAAAAAGAGUGCUGAUCCGGGCACCGGCGUGGGAUCGAAAUCGAGCCAAGGGAUGAUCAUACAGCGAUUGGCCUCUAUUCUGCCUACACUAUCAGAAAGAAUUAGCGCUUGUUACUUCGCAAAUAAGUCGGGUGUAGCAAAGUAAGGGGUGAAUUAAGCAAGUUCAGAAAGAGUAGUUGUUUGGUUAAAAGUGGUAAUCAGCAGCUCCGAGGAGCGUCAUAAGCCGCGGUAAUUUCACAAGGAAAAUUCAUCAGAUGCUUAAUGUGAAGGGCAAGGUGAAGAGUGAGAAAAUAGAGGAGAGAACAUACAGUAGGCAAUUGUCGCCAUUGCAGGCUGGACGGAGUAUUUUUCCACUGAAGAAGUAAGAUGCAUAGUCCAAGAUUUGACAGCUCCAGCAGCUCUUGUGGUCCUGGCUGACAGCCUCAUCCAGUCACGUGGGAAAGGGCGCAAAUACUGCCAGGCAAUGACGUCAAAUAAAACGGAAAGAAAAGCAAGUGAUUAAUAUUGAUGCCAGUAAAUCAAAAUUAACGAGGGUUCAAUGCUAACGAUUGUAACCAACAUAAUGUAGAACGAGCGCCAUUAUCAAGCACGGAGCUCGGCUUGCUUCCGCCACCAGAUACCCGCGUCUCGACGUGAAACGGCCAGAUGUUACCACAUCAGGUGACCUCCGUGGAUUGCUAAGCACUGGAAGCCAAGGGGUUAAUACGGACGACUUCAUUCACCAUCUCUGGCUAUGUGAGCCAUUUUUAUUCGCAUUUCUUUAUUAUUCUCUUGUUGUUCUUCCUUUUCUUGAUAAACGACCAAAUCUCAGGGCUCCCAUAGCUCGUUAUUGGCCACAUUUGACGACUGCAUCAGCUGGGUUCAUCACAUGGCCUCCUGUCACAUCCGUCUUUUACUCUUUUAAUCUUGAAAAUUCAUCACGGAAUUCUACACUUACCUGGAUAUUCAAAACUAUUUGUUUCGUUCUAUACAUCAAUAAAAUCCGGUGGCAGGCCCUCGGAGUACACUGAAAGACGCAGCAACACGCUUUUACCAGGACACAUGCCUCACUGGCUCACGUUCUAUCGCUCAUAAUGCAGUUAUUUCAAAGCAUCCGCUAUGGCCAUGUUGAAUCGGUUAACGACUAUGCCGGUGUCUUAGUCCCCUUAGUGGAAGCCCAUCUUCAUAGCCACUCGGCUCGCACGGGGAGAGUAGAAUUUGAAGCACGGGAUCUAAGCUCGGAUGGCGAUGAAGAGGAGGGAGUAAAGGAUGGCAACGAUGAUGAAUCGGAUGGCAUGUUACUCAUGGAUGCUGCUGAGUAUACCAUAGAAGGGUUACGCAAGGAAAUGCGCCGUGGGAGACGCGGCCAGUGGACUGAAUAUGAGAUCAAGUCUAAGCUUAUAAAUAAGGCCAUUCAAGACAUAGGGAUGGGCUACUACAACUGGCAACUCUUUGUUCUUUGUGGCUUUGGUUGGUUUGCUGACAACCUAUGGCUCCAAGGCGUAUCUCUGACGCUGCCAUCUUUAUCCGGCGAGUUUGGAAUAGAUGAAAAGACUGUUCGCUAUACUACCAGCGCGUGUUUUCUUGGUCUUUCUGUUGGAAGUUUCCUCUGGGGCAUUGGCGCCGAUUACUUUGGUCGCCGUAUCGCAUUCAAUAUGACGCUUCUAAUCACCAGCGUCUUUGGUAUCAUGGCCGCCUAUGCACAAACUUGGGGUGGCGUUUGUUUCUUCUUCGCAGCAUUCGGCUUCGGUGUGGGUGGCAACCUUCCAGUCGACGGCGCCUUAUUUCUCGAGUUCUUGCCCGACGCUUCCAGCGCUUUACUGACGCUGCUGUCGGUUUGGUGGCCCUUUGGCCAGCUGGCUUCCUCCCUUGUUGCCUGGUUCUUCAUUGCCAGAUGGCCCGUCGAGGAAGGUUGGCGAUACUUCAUUGUCACUAUUGGCCUUGCUACGUUUAUCAUGUUUAUUGUGCGCUUCUUCUUCUUUCGCCUGCUCGAGUCGCCCAAGUUCCUCUUAAACAAGGGUCGACAGGACGAGGCUGUGGCCGUUGUACACGCCAUUGCAUUCCGUAAUAAUCGCAAGACCUGGCUGACGUCUAAAAUCCUCGAUGAAGUCGCUGCUUCAGAGGAUGGAUAUGAGCAAGAUACCGCAGCCGCUCCUCUCCGCUCUUCAUCAUCAAGCUUUAUAAAGGAUAAGUUAAAGAGCUUUUCUGCUGAUCGACUGAGACCCCUCUUUCAGAACAAGACUUUGGGUAUGGCGACAGGACUUGUUUGGUUCUGUUGGGCGUCCAUUGGUAUGGGCUAUCCUCUCUUCAACGCAUUCUUGCCCCAAUACUUUUCCCGCCAAAAUAACGGCGCAGGCAGCAGUGUCGCUUCAGAAACCGACCAAAUCUCUGAUGUCACUUACCGCAACUAUGCCAUCACAUCCAUCAUGGGAGUCCCGGGCAGUCUGCUUGCUGCUUACCUAGUUGACCACCCAUCGCCGUUCUUUGGUCGCCGUGGCACCCUGGCUAGCUCCACGCUAGUUUCUGCCAUCUUUCUCUUUAUUUUCGUGCUAUACGGCACCAAUCCGACGUCGCAGCUCAUCUUUUCUUGCAUCGAAGCCUUUGCCCAGAACAUCAUGUAUGGUGUUUUGUAUGCUUUCACGCCAGAAAUCUUCCCAGCUCCCGUUCGCGGCGCAGGUACCGGCAUGGCGAGCUUCUUGAACCGCAUCACUGGCUUAAUGGCCCCUGUCCUCGCCGCGAAUAUCCCAGGUGAUGGUGCAACUGCGCCAAUUUACAUUUCAGCCGUGCUGAUUUUGUCUGCUUUCUUGGCCAUGUGCCUCAUUCCAAUCGAGACUCGUGGAGCAUCAAGGCUCUAAGAUCUCCUAAUGUAGUAUUACUUGUUACUUUCCAUUUAUUAUAGCCACCUACAGCAGGCAAUUCGCGAAAUACAAUUCAAAAUUCCCUUUAAUUAAAAUGUGUCUACCCGUUUUAUCUAUUACCCUUGGCCCCGGCGGGUGCAUCCAUGCGUCUACGUCUAAAGGACGUACCAAGUGCAUCUCGAACCAUGGGAUCAGCACGGAUUGUAUUUUGAAUAAGCCACUCCCUCAUUUUGCCUUGCAGGUUGGAGACUGCCUCGGCGUCUCCUUUGAAUGGGGUCAACUCCAUGUCGAGCAAGCGCGCAACAUCGGCGUCGAGCUGCCUUGUAGAUUCUUCCAAUCGCUCAAGUCCUUGUCUCAGUGCUUUCUGAUCAUCAUCGACCAUUUGUUGCUCGUUGGGGCCUCCAAAUUGUGCUGCCAAGAUAGGUCCAAUCUGGGACAUGGCGAUAUAUACCGUAAGGGCGAGUUUUCGGGCCAGUUGCACGAUCUGGAAUGGCAGAUAAGGGGGGUGUGAGCCAAAGAUGUUCAAAAUAUAGUUGAAAAGGCUCACAAAGGGCAGGAAAUUGGGGCGCGUAAUCGUAGUGAUUUCGAAAAGACAGAGUGUCAGCAAGAUCAGCCAACGGUAGAACUUUGCGAAAUCCAUGUAUCCAAAGAGGCCAAAGAUGUAGAUUGUGGCUGCUGCAACAGCAUAGUAGGGCAGGAUGAUAGACAUGGCGCCAUGGUUGACAAAAUCCUUAAUGGUAACGCACUUUUGCCAGGCUAGCAUAUCGGGACCGAACCGCUCGUAGGCAAAGCGCUUUGCGGCGUCCUGAAGGGUGUCGCUUGCCAUCUUGAGGUGGAUGAAGAAGGACGCCGCAUCUUGAUCAUCGGUACUGAUCUUGUCGGGGUGGUGAAGGGCAGCUAAACGACGGAAUCGUGACUUGACCUCUCUGUCGCUGGCGGUUAUGGGAAUGCCUAGCUCUGCGUAGAAAGAAGGACUGCUCCGCAAUUCGUAGUUGGCUUCGAAGAUUGUGUAUGCUAAGUACGCUGUAACGACGAGGAUGUGAAUAUUAUUGCGAUGCGAUGUGUGUCGAGGGCUGCCAGGCAUCGGCUUUGGGUCACCGGCCCUGAUCGUGAUUCCGUAGUAGAUGGUUUGGACCCAUGAUGUCGCGAUCUGAAAUGAGCAAGGUUAGUGUAGGUCUUUAUCGAGGAUUUCACGAUUGCAUAACAAUACAUACCGACGGCAAAAAUGCCCAGCCAGCAAGCGAGAGAAGCUGGGACAUGAUGCUGAUGGGUUGUGUUUGGAGUCUGUUCUUUCCCUUGCGAACGGUUGACGAUACGUGUAGCUUCUGUAGCGGGCGGCUACUGAUAAGAUAAGGC